Adineta ricciae is the source of this 792-nucleotide messenger RNA. The record is from the annotation of a GenBank genome assembly. NCBI's taxonomy places the organism in Eukaryota, Metazoa, Rotifera, Eurotatoria, Adinetida, Adinetidae.
AUGGUUCGUGUAAAACGUCGUUAUUUUGUUUUUCAAUUCCAUUUUCAAACUCACUCUCAUCCGUCGACUCUUGUUAAAUCGUCACAAAUUCAUUCAACGUUAGAAACAAUGAUCGGUCGAUUGUAUGGCGACAUUGGCGUUGCUCGUUUUACAAGGAAUCUUUCCGUUAUCUACUAUAACCCAUCAACACAUGUUGCAAUUGUUCGAUGCCUUCGUGAUGAUAAACGCAUGUUACAAACCGCAGCAGCAUUUGUUUCACGAUUAACAAAUGAUCCGGUCGAUUGUUCGAUUCAGACACUUCAUGUUGGUGGAAGUAUUCGACAGUGUAAAAAAUAUUUGGUGAAUUAUUGUAUNAUUGGCGUUGCUCGUUUUACAAGGAAUCUUUCCGUUAUCUACUAUAACCCAUCAACACAUGUUGCAAUUGUUCGAUGCCUUCGUGAUGAUAAACGCAUGUUACAAACCGCAGCAGCAUUUGUUUCACGAUUAACAAAUGAUCCGGUCGAUUGUUCGAUUCAGACACUUCAUGUUGGUGGAAGUAUUCGACAGUGUAAAAAAUAUUUGGUGAAUUAUUGUAUUGAACAACUACUUCAAAUGAACGCAGCAUCCAAUAGUUCCAGUCAAGCAACACCAUCUCAAGUGUUGUUUAAAAGCAAGAAGAAAAAGUCAAAUCAGCAUCAGCAACAAUCGUCAAUGGAAGUUGAUUACGAUAGACAAGCAGCAUUGCAAAAACUUUUGUCUGAUAGUCGAAUAGAAUCUGGAUCAAUUGUUGUAUCUAAAUUUGAUACUGAAUAA